AUGCCGAGGCGGAAUACGAAGUCCUCGAAAAGACGACAGAAGGCCAGAAACCGCAAGGACAGGUAUAUGGCUGCCCUCGACCAGAAGGGUGAGGGGUCCCAGUCUUCGUGGCGUGCGGCUUCACCAAACUCCACGUCCUCGGAGCUGGAACCUGCUCCAGCCAUACCUGUGGAUUCUGGCCGCCUCUCGGUGGUCAUGGCAAGGGAGAACGAACUAAGCGCGUCAGAGCUUAGUUUCUACUCAUCCAAUGAGUAUGCGGUGGAGAAUCCGUACGCCGAUUUUGAAGAAAAGUCCACCGUGCUAAACCAGACGUCAAGCUCGGAACCCCAAGAGCCUGAGUUCGAAGACGGUGCAACUCCGACGCCCAGCCUGCGGCAGCGUCACCCCCAGUUGAUCGAGUCGGAGACUCUUGGACCAGCUUCUCCGAGCCAGCACCAGAGCCACAGCGAGUCGUCCGAGGGUGAGAUUACCACGACUACCAGUCAUAGAGCCGCCAGCCUGCCCCAAGACCAGUCGACAACAGCACCCGUCAUACUGUCCCAGCCCCAGUACCGGCCAGUGCCGAUGGUGCCAGAGGAUUUCAUCUGGGAUUUGACCAAGGUCAGCUUCUAUUGUGCCAAGCCCGGUUGUGACAAAGUUUGCAACCUAUGGGAUCGCCAAUCCGUCGUCUGCGCUCGUUGUGGGCCAUACUCCGAGAUCCGCUAUUGCGGCAAGGAGCACAUGCGCGAGAACGUCAAGGAACACUGGUUGGUCUGCAGACAAUUCACUUUCCAGCAAAAAUGCUUGGAAAGUUUCAUUCCCGAAGACGUCUUGGUCGGCCCUCCGAUGAUUCCUAACCGUCACAACUGGGAUAGUCCGGAGCGUUUCCGCCAGGCUAUGUGGUUUACCACGGCCCGUCAGGAGGGCGACUAUUUCAUCUUUGCGGAUUGGGCGACGCAGUUCAGCGCGGGUAAUAUUCCUGGUAGUCCCGAGUCGCGGUGCUGUCCCCGAGUGCUGAUCACGGUUCGGUUCGAUGAUCCUAAAGAGAAGGAUCGGUUCCGAAGAAUCCUGGCAGUUGUCCUGUUUGCUGCCAUCGAGGUCGGGCCGAUGAUCAGCUACAUGUUCCGGCUCCUCCGAGACUGGCUCCGGGUUCGCAACAUGUGGAACAACCACAUGGACGCGAUGCUCCGGAACCAGUUCCGGUACGAGCUGGGCGUGAUAGUUGAGCCGCCGGUCACGGGCGAGCGUCACGCAUGCGAGACUGAAUGGAGCGGUCUUGCCCCGAGACACUGCCGAGACUCGGUCUGCUCUGCCGAGCGCGUCACCCUCCUGGGCGAUUUGGGACAAGGGCGUGGGUUCGCGCGCCUGUGCGAUUAUAUGGAGUCCAGUCAAUGGAUCCUCCGCGCACACCGAACCACGCAUCCCACGGUCCGCUCGGUCAGGGGCCGGACGUGCGGCGAGGGAUUCGAUGAGGUUCUCGAUGAUGAGCGAAGGGCCUUCUGCCGUGGGGAGGGUUGGGAUGGCGCCGGGUCGGGGCCUAUGGAGAUUGAAAGACCGUUUGAGGAGUAG
Penicillium alfredii is the source of this 1548-nucleotide messenger RNA. RefSeq lists its product as uncharacterized. NCBI's taxonomy places the organism in Eukaryota, Fungi, Ascomycota, Eurotiomycetes, Eurotiales, Aspergillaceae. Bases 1 to 1548 code for a protein of 515 amino acids. The transcript has 2 exons. The record is from RefSeq and is a predicted model, not a curated record.